Bombina bombina (fire-bellied toad) is the source of this 1621-nucleotide messenger RNA. RefSeq names its product oocyte zinc finger protein XlCOF6.1-like. Lineage: Eukaryota; Metazoa; Chordata; Amphibia; Anura; Bombinatoridae. The record is from RefSeq and is a predicted model, not a curated record. Gene Ontology annotation, cellular component: nucleus. The coding region runs from base 237 to 1517 and encodes 426 amino acids. The transcript has 7 exons.
AUGAGGACCCGGAUGUGUGAUACAAUGACCUGGAUAUGACGAAAAGUUUGUUGUAACGCAAAAUCGGUAAUUUGUUAGUAAAAGGAUGAGCUGUGAUCAUGGGAACCAAUGAGAACGAAGCAUAAAAAUCUGUCAGUGCUGCUGUUACUGUGAAGAUCGCAUACAAUAUACAUCACUGCGUUUGUAAGUAAAGAAGAAACAUAAGAAUCUGACAAAUUCAGUUGCUGAACAAGUCAAUGUCUGACAAGACCGAAACCAAAACCUCAGACCUUCCUGAUGCACAUGGAGGCCAUAUGGGUGUGAUACCUUCAGAUAGCUCAGAGGUUGAGCACGAAGGAGAAAAGUAUGUGUGUGAUCACGUGAAGACUGAGGAGAAUGAAGUUCCUAUAAAUACAGCUACAGGGCAUCUAGAGGAAAACCCGGCCACUGGGCUAUUAAAUGUGAAGGAAGAGGAUGAGACAGAUUACAUAAAUAGUCAUCAAACUGAAAUACAUUGGUCCCUCCCUGCCGAUGAAGAUACCACUGAUACAGUGAAAGGUGAGCUAACAGAAGAUCUGUUUGUGAUGCGUCAGGUGGAAGCUCCAGAUGAAAAAACCAGUGACAGUAUAAGCCCAGAUGAAGAUAAUACUGACAUAGUGAAAGUUGAGAUAACAGAAGAUCUGUGUGUGAGGCAUCAGCUGGAAGCCCUGGAAGAGGAGACCAGUAAUGGUAUUAGCCCAGGUGGAUUCACACACUGCAAUAACCCUAGUCAUGGUGAAAGUGCUGAUGCUUCUGAAUGUGGGAAUUUUUUUACUAGGAAAUCACAAUAUAUUACUCAUAUGAAAGAAGAAGAGAAAGCAUUUUCAUGUUCUCAAUGUGGAAAAUCUUUUACUAAGAGAUCAAAUCUAAUUACUCAUCAGAAAAUUCAUACAGGAGAGAAAGCAUUUUCAUGCUCUGAAUGUGGAAAAUGUUUUACCAAUAAAUCAACUCUUAUUGAUCAUCUGAAAAUUCAUACAGGAGAAAAAAUAUUUUCAUGCUCUCAAUGUGGAAAAUGUUUUACUCAGAAAUCAAAUCUUAUUAGGCACCAGAAAGUUCAUACAGGAGAGAGAGAAUUUUCAUGUUCUGAUUGUGGGAAAUGUUUUAGUCAGAAAUCAAGUCUUAUUACUCAUCAGAAAAUUCAUACAGGAGAAAAGGCAUUUUCAUGUUCUGACUGUGGGAAAUGGUUUACACAGAAAUCAACUCUUAAUAAUCAUCAGAAAAUUCAUACAGAAGAGAAAGUAUUUUCAUGUUCUGAAUGUGGGAAAUGUUUUACUCGAAAAUCAAGUCUUAUUAUUCAUCAGAAAAUUCAUACAGGCGAGAAAGCAUUUUCAUGUUCUGAAUGUGGCAAAUGUUUUGCUCUGAAAUUUAAUCUUAUUGUUCACAUGAAAAGUCAUACAGGAGAAAAAGCAUUUUCAUGUUCUCAAUGUGGCAAAUGUUUUACCCUGAAAUCAAAUCUUAUUGCUCAUCAGAAAAUUCAUACAGGAGGGAAGGAAGUUUAAUGUUCUAAAUGUGGGAAAUCAGAUCUUAGAGACAAUUUACUGACAAUCAUUGAGAUUGUGAUAUAAAGGUUUAAUUAUCUAUAUUAAAACAACUUUGCAAUGUA